Messenger RNA from Camarhynchus parvulus, 992 nucleotides. RefSeq names its product elongator acetyltransferase complex subunit 5 (gene ELP5). Bases 7 to 984 code for a protein of 325 amino acids. The transcript has 7 exons. Gene Ontology annotation, cellular component: elongator holoenzyme complex; cytosol; nucleus. The record is from RefSeq and is a predicted model, not a curated record. Gene Ontology annotation, biological process: tRNA wobble uridine modification. Lineage: Eukaryota; Metazoa; Chordata; Aves; Passeriformes; Thraupidae. Gene Ontology annotation, molecular function: tRNA binding.
GCGACGAUGCUGGAGACGCUGGGGGAGCGCGGGCUGCUGCUCGUGAGGGACAGCGCCGACUCCGAGGGGCGGAGCCUCCUGAGGGCGAUCGCCAGCGAGGCCGUGGCCAGGGCCGAGCAGGUGCUCGUGGUGCUGCUGGAGGUGCCUCGGGAGCAGUUCCAGGAGGGGCUGAGCCCCCACGUCAGGGAGCGGCUGCGGUUCCUGGAGCUGUUCCGGGACCCCCUGGGCUGGCUGGGCCGGGACCCCCCGGGCCCGGGGGGGCUCCUGGGGGGGCUGCGGGGGGGGCGGGGCCGCGGCCCCUCCCCCACGCUGCUGCUGCUGGACUCGCUGAGCUGGGCGCUGCUGCGGGAGCCCCUCCCCCACCUGGGCCCCGCCCUGCUGGGGGGAGGGGCGGGACCCCCGGAAGAGCCCCCUCCCCGCAUUGUGGCGCUGCUGCACCAGGAGCUGCACCCCCCCCCGGUGCUGGCCGCUCUCGGGGGGCUCGCCCGGGCCCAGCUCGUCCUGGGGGGGCCCCCCGAGACCCCCGGGGCCCCCCGGAGGCUGCGGCUGCUGCGGGACCCCCGGAAAGGGGGGGGAGCCCUCCAGGAGACCCUCACCCUCCUCCCCGACGGCUCCUUGGGGGGGCCCCCCCAGCCCGACCCCCCCCCGGCCCUUGGGGACCCCUCCCCAAAUUGGGGAGACCCCAAAAAGCCCCAAAAAGCCCCAAAUUCGGGAGGGACCCCCCUGACCUUUGGGGCUGUCGGGGGCCGAGCAGGGGGCGAGGGCGGCGCUGACCCCCGUACCUGCCCAGGGCCGAGCCCGAGGCGCCCCCCGAGGACCCCGAGGAUCCCGACGAGGACCUGGAGCUGUGACCCCCCCGGGAACCCCAAAUUUGGGGGAAAAUCCCCAAAAACGGAGCCCAAUAAAGGAGCUGCCCCUCCCCCACCCUGCCCUGCUGCUUUCGGGGCAAAAUCCCAAAAGUUUGGGAAAAAAUCCCCAAUUUAGGGGCGAAA